This is a messenger RNA of Aspergillus alliaceus, 1245 nucleotides long. RefSeq names its product putative C2H2 finger domain protein. The record is from RefSeq and is a predicted model, not a curated record. Gene Ontology annotation, molecular function: chromatin insulator sequence binding. The transcript has 3 exons. Bases 1 to 1245 code for a protein of 414 amino acids. Gene Ontology annotation, cellular component: chromosome. NCBI's taxonomy places the organism in Eukaryota, Fungi, Ascomycota, Eurotiomycetes, Eurotiales, Aspergillaceae. Gene Ontology annotation, biological process: regulation of transcription by RNA polymerase II.
AUGGCUGAAGGACGACUCCCUACCAAGGUGUGCUGCACCUACUCUGACUGCACUCUCGUCUUCAACUCGGAGAAGGAAAUGAAGAAGCACAAAACCUUCAGUCCUGACCAUGAAUACUGCUCCCGUUGCGAUGAAGACUGCGAAGACGAGGAGCGUCUUCUCAUCCACAAGAUCAAAAGCGAGAAUCAUAUUGUCUGUCCUGUCUGUGGCGUUGAGUUUCACAGCGAAGGCGGCCGCAACAGCCACAUCCGUCAGAACCACCGCUCCGCGCAGAUCCUCCCAUGCGCUGGCUGUAAGGCUACGUUCAAAACCGCCAGUGGCCUGAUGCACCAUAUCGAGAGUGGGCAAUGCGCUGAGAUCAGCCAGGUCCAUCUCCUUCAGGAGCAGUCAAAGAAACUCUUGAUCAAGGAAGCCCUUAACGCCGGCGAGGGACUGUCAUUGCCUGUUAUUCCUGCCCGAGAUGGAGGAGAUGACACGGAUACUGAUCGUGAUGAUGCUGAUGGUGGAGUCAUGCUCCGCAUUGGCAAGGUGCCAAGCCGUGAGUUAGUUAACAGAGAGGCGAUGAACAAUCAGCCGAAGCCCGGUGAGGACGAUCCCACUGCUAGUGUCUCGGCCAUGCUUGCCCUCAAACACUGGCCAACCCUCGAUGGAAAGUCCCCUAGGGGAAAUAAUGCUGCGGCUACUAGUGAGCUAAUGGUCUUUUCCGAUUUGGGCAUCUCCUCGGCGAAAGAGAAAGAGAAUGCGACUUGGAAGGGAAAGGAGCCUGCCAGAGCGGUUCCCGAUACCAAGCUGCAAGAGCGUCCGUUCGGCGUCGGAACUCCUGAGGUAGGAGACACGCUCCGCAUGCUGGAUAGAAGCUGGGACGCUUCGAAGUUCUUUAACACAUUCACUGGCGAAUACGUUUGUCCCUGUAAGAAGGGCUUUGCCUGCUUAGCGGAAUUUGAGAUGCAUGUCUUGAUUAAAAGCCGGAUGAUGGAAAACAGACAGUGCCCUGGAUGUCUCCGCUUCUUCAAGACCACAGCUGCUCUGAUCGCACACUUCGAAUCACCGAGUGCUCGUUGCAGCAUCAGUGAUGGCCAUUGGUACGGUCAGAUAGUCGAUGAACUCACCGGUGGACUUAUCCAGACAGCGGGAUAUAACGAAGACGGCACAAUCAAGUACGAAGCCCGUAGCUUGGCCAUCGGUUAUGGUACUACCACUGUUGGUACAGACUUGACCCGACUUCCUCAGGGCCCAAAGUACUAG